Messenger RNA from Purpureocillium lilacinum, 1035 nucleotides. The record is from RefSeq and is a predicted model, not a curated record. NCBI's taxonomy places the organism in Eukaryota, Fungi, Ascomycota, Sordariomycetes, Hypocreales, Ophiocordycipitaceae.
AUGCGUACAACCACUCCUACUACCCCGGGGGCUCGUCUUCUGGCGCAGGUGCCAGUACAGCAGUGGGCCUGGUCCCAAUCUGCUUGGGCACAGACCGUUCGUAUACCAGGAGCCUGGAACGGGAUAUAUGCACUCAAGCCAACACACCAUCGACGAGGGUGCCGCAACUCCACCGUGUCGGUUGUUGGGCCGAUGGCUGCAACUGUGGCAGAUCUGACCGUGGAUUAUUCUGUGUUUUCAAUACCUCCAAACGUGGGCGUGCCGAAGCUCAUUGGCUUGUGCCACGAGUGGUUGGACCACUCCGACCCGUUGAUUCAGACAAUGUUCAAAGAGAUGACAGGAUACCUCACUUCUCACCUUGGCUACCAGGUCGUUGAAAUACACCUGCCCUAUUUGGAAGAAGGACAGCUUGCGCACGGAGCCGUUUGUCUCAGCGAGGCGGUUGGCAAAACCCACUCUCGAGGGUCGCGUUUAAACAACUGGCUCACAAUGGUCAAUUGCCAGGGCCAGGUGCUGCUCUCAACCGCGCAGCAUGCAUCCGCUAUGGAGCUGAUCAAGCGCGGGCAGUUGCGGCAGGCAAUCAUGCAGCACUUGGCAUGGCUUUUCAAGCAGCAUCCUGGCUUGAUUAUUCUCCCUCCAACCACGCCGUUCUUGGGAUGGGAGAUACACCAGGACGAUGCACGGUUUGGAUUGUCGGACGGCAAUGUGUGUUGGAACAGCACGCGAUACACGUGGCUGGCCAACUUCUCCGGCAUUCCGCCUGUGCAGUUCCCCAUAGGCUAUGCAAGCGCCCCGUGUGGUUCUGGGAAGCUUCCUGUAGGCGCUAUGGGGAUGGGGCAGUGGGGUUGUAAGGAGCCGCUGUUGGGUCUCGCAAAAGAAGCGGAAACAUAUCUGUGCGAGGUCAGUCCCGACGGACGGCUGAGGCCGCAACACCGAGUCGAUAUACUGCGGUUGGCUGAAGAGGAGAAACAUGAACCGGCAGAAGCUUGGGGGUUAUCGGAUGCAUUGCACGAUCUAUCCGGGAAAGCCCCUUGA